AGGUGUUGGGUGGUGAGAUUGACCAGAGGCGCUUGGGCAAAGCCUUGCCCAACAUGAUGAAGGCUUUGCAAGGGCUUGAACCAGAGGUCCAAUCACGCUUUUGUGAAGGCGUCGCCCACUCUUUGCUACCUCACAUGGAGGAGCUCAGCCAGUUGUCCAUGGGCUGCCACAAGAAGGACAAGGGCAAGGGCAAGGGCAAGGAGGGCAAGCAACUGAAGAGAAGCAAACUGGACUACGGGGCCAAUGCCAACCAGAAGCCCUUCAGCGAAGGUGGUGGACUGCGGAAGUUCCUUCUCAGAUUGCGCGCGCUUCAGGAAGCAGGAUCGAUGACAUCUGAGACGCUUGCAUCCAUGCUUGUGGCUUGGAUUCCAUCUCUUGCUCGAAUUGCAGAGCGGAGGUCCGAGCAGCUCAAGGACUUGGCCCAGAACGGGCUGAAUCCACCUCUUCAGAAAAUGCUGGCGAUCAUCCAGGAGCAGGCUGCAACGACUCCACACUUGAAACGCUACGCUGCCGUGCUCGCCAAGGUGU
Messenger RNA from Durusdinium trenchii, 528 nucleotides. The record is from the annotation of a GenBank genome assembly. Lineage: Eukaryota; Dinophyceae; Suessiales; Symbiodiniaceae.